This is a messenger RNA of Fusarium sp. VM40, 906 nucleotides long. The record is from the annotation of a GenBank genome assembly. Lineage: Eukaryota; Fungi; Ascomycota; Sordariomycetes; Hypocreales; Nectriaceae.
AUGGAUCAAGUUGACGACUUCUUGAACCGUCUUCCUGAGCACCGGGCCGCUAUCAUGAAGCCCGUUUUGGACGCUUGGCCCGAUGUGAUCUGCAACCGCGUCACAAAGGCGGUUAACACCGCUGUGGAAUACAAACGACACGGCAAACGAGUUUUGAUUUUCGUUUUGGAUGAUAGCCACGCUAAGUUUUUGAACGAUGCUAUGCGCGAGAAGAAGUUGGCUUCACACUACGUCACUAGAUUUGACAGUUUUACCGAUCUCCAGACCUCUGUCAGCAAGUUCAACGAUCCUAACCAAGUCGCCGAUGUCUUCAUCACCACCUUCAAAGACGUCGAGCAAGGGCUCGUCUUCCACGGCGCUUGCAACCACGGUAUCGUCUUCGAGUAUCCCUCCAACCUUAGCACGCUUCGAAGGGCAAUUGAGACGUUGCGUUAUCCCGGGCAGAUGCAGCGUGACCACUGGAUCAACUUCCAUCAGGUCGGUACAAUGGAUGAGCUGAAGGCCCAAGGCAUGUACAUCCGGGCAGCGAAGCACAUCCUCUCCAACAAGGACUAUUGCUCAUACCUAGACGAUGACCAUCGUGCUAUCCGCGCAUACUACGACUUGGCCGUUUCCAUGGGCGAUUCCUCAAGCCGAUACCCACGUAACCGAGUCCUUUUGAAUAAGUUGGAGACAGAAGAGAUCCGACGCGAAGGUCUCUUCUACUACGCCGUCGGCAAAUGGCUGGCCGCGAACCCCGGAACUGCAGACAUGUUCAAAACCGACACCAUGGCGAGAAUCGCAAAGAGUUGGAAGCCCGGCACCGAUCUGACCAUGAAGCACAUUAGGCUAAGCCUCCCUGAGACUCCUAAUGGCAUCGUGCUGUACAACUACGUCGAUUCCUGGUGCAAGACGCACAGGCUUUAA